AUGGCCCCUCCACAACCAAGUUCAAUACCCAAUUAUCCACCACCACCUUUCUUCAACCGUAACCGUCGACUCUUCCUCGCGACCCUAACCCUCACCCCAAUAGGCGCAUACGUCUACCUCCGAUCCCAGCACAACGACAAUAAGAGCGAUAUAUUGCGGGCGGAGGAAGAGGGGAGGAGGGCUUGGCUUCAGCGGGGACGAGGAGGAGACAGCAAUGGUGGAGGUGGGGUUGGGGGUGAGGAAGAAAAAUUGGGGGUUGAUGCGAGGAAUUUCGCUGUUAGGGUGGGACGGAGUGGUGGGGGCGUGUAG
This is a messenger RNA of Endocarpon pusillum Z07020, 309 nucleotides long. RefSeq lists its product as uncharacterized. The coding region runs from base 1 to 309 and encodes 102 amino acids. Lineage: Eukaryota; Fungi; Ascomycota; Eurotiomycetes; Verrucariales; Verrucariaceae. The transcript has 2 exons. The record is from RefSeq and is a predicted model, not a curated record.